GGCCCGGCGCGGAGGGCGGCUCGGCUCGGCUCGGCUCGGGGCGGCGGGACCCGCCUCGCCCGGGCGAUGCCUGAGCGCGGCGGCGGCAGCGGGGGGGUGGGCGGGUAGCGGCAGCGGGGACGCGGCGCUGCUGCCCUGCCUUUCCCUGCCCGCCGCUGGCCCUUCCCCCGCCCCUCCCCGCUCCGGUGCGCGACUCAGCCGCCGCUCCGGGCAGGGAGGAAGGGCUGGGAGCCGCCUCCCGCUGCCCCCGGCCGCCCCCUCCCCAUGCAGCCCGGCCCGCCGCUGGGAGCCCUCCCCGGGGGGAUGUUUCUGCGGCCGCUGCCGGGAUAACCGGCGCGCCGCCCGCCCCCGCCCCGGACGGAGGAUGCUGCCCGCGCCGUGGCGGGCUCCGACUCGGGUAGCAGCGGCCGCGUCCGCCUCCUCGGCUCCGGGCAGCGUCGCCGGGGAGAGAUGAGUUCGCGGCACCAGGCGGACUGGAUCCCUUACAGUGUUCUGGAUGAUGAGGGGAGCAGCCUGCGUCAGCAGAAGCUUGACAGACAGAGAGCACUGCUGGAACAGAAGCAGAAAAAGAAGCGCCAGGAGCCACUGAUGGUUCAGUCCAACGUCGACAGCCGGGCAAGGACGCGCAGGACAAAACAUUCGGAGGAGCAGGCCCCGCUGGUUGAAUCCUAUCUCAACAGCAACAGCAGCACCAUAUAUCAUGCAGUGCAGGAGGCUGAACAGGAAGAUGUAAAGGUGGUAGUGGACGCCCAAGCUCCGAAACCAACUAAAAAAACCAAGGCAGCAGCUGCGAGCUGUCAGAGUAGCAGCACCAGAAAGGAGAAAAAAGGGAAACACAAAGGGAUUGAUGGCCCAGCUGCUUUUCAAGAUGAUGUUCAGAAGAUAGGAAGUCAAGUGCAGAUUCUCACUGUUGGACAGACUAGCCAUGAUGAAGAUGAUGGCGAGAAAGUGGCUGCUGGCCAACAACAGCAAAGCAAGCAAGACCUUAGAACAGCAAUGCAGAAGAAAGAUCCCCAUGCAAAUACAUCCUGGUCCUCUUCCACCUCCCAAUCCAGUCUUGUCGCCCUGGAUCAUGUUCCUGGUAUUUCAAGUAGCAUGAAUUUUGAUGAGGAAGAAGAUGAGGAGGAUGAAGACAGCUCCAGUUCUUCACAGCUAAACAGUAACACCAGGCCUGGUUCUGCCACGAGCAAAAAAUCCAAUAAGGAAGCAGCCUCAGCCCCCAGUCCUUCCACAAAUGAGCCUCUCAUAGAUGUGGAUGACCUGGAGGAGUUUGCUGUCAGACCCGCCCCACAGGGGGUCACUGUCAAGUGCAGGAUCACAAGAGACAAGAAGGGAAUGGACCGAGGGAUGUACCCUACUUAUUACCUCCACUUGGAAAGGGAGCAUGGUAAAAAGGUGUUUCUGUUGGCUGGAAGGAAACGAAAGAAGAGUAAAACCUCUAAUUACCUCAUCUCUAUAGACCCAACUGACCUGUCUCGGGGUGGAGAGAGUUUUAUUGGAAAACUGAGAUCAAAUCUUAUGGGAACUAAGUUUACAGUUUAUGACAAUGGAGUAAAUCCAAUGAAAACAACGUCCAGCCUGGAGGCGAGUACCCUGCGUCAGGAGCUAGCUGCUAUUUGUUAUGAAACAAAUGUCCUGGGGUUUAAAGGACCUCGUAAAAUGAGUGUGAUCAUACCAGGAAUGAAUAUGGAUCAUGAAAGAGUUUCCAUCAGACCACGAAAUGAACACGAGACGCUUCUUGCAAGGUGGCAGAACAAAAACACAGAGAGUGUCAUUGAGCUGCACAACAAAACCCCAGUCUGGAAUGAUGACACCCAGUCCUAUGUUCUGAAUUUCCAUGGUCGAGUCACCCAGGCCUCGGUGAAGAACUUCCAAAUUAUCCAUGAUAAUGAUCCUGACUACAUCGUGAUGCAGUUUGGCCGCGUGGCUGAGGACGUGUUCACCAUGGACUACAACUACCCAAUGUGUGCACUACAAGCCUUUUCCAUUGCCCUUUCCAGUUUUGACAGCAAGCUGGCUUGUGAGUAAAGGGGCGUGGGUGAGCAUCCUCUUGAAGGAAGCAGUUUGCCAUAUGAUUCCCAAUUCCUGCUGGUGUCGCUUAUGGUCCAUACUAAAAAGGUCAGGGAAAAAUACAGUUGUGGAGGACCACUCUGUUGCUGAAGAGAAAGUAAAAGGAAUCUUCUAAAAAUUCAGGACAUUCAGGAAAUUAUAUUUUCCUUUUUUUUUUUCUGUCAUAUUUUUCUGGAAGUGACAUCAAGUUUUUGUAAAUAGGAGUUGUCUCUCACGUCCCUGGUUAUGUUAUGGAUGUGUGCCAUGAUGUACUGUACCGUGGCUCCAGUAGCACCAUGACAGUGGUGUCUUUUUUAAAAAUCCAGAAAGGGCGUGAGAGCUCCAAAAAUUUCUUUUUACAUUUAAGAAUCAUUCCGAGGCUGCAAUCGUACCUCAAGGUUGCAUUCCUGCAUCAACUAAUCAGAGCUUCACAUCAUCCAGCAUAAGAGAAAGAUGAGGAAAAAAGAUGCACUUUUUUUUUUUUUUUUUUUUUUUUUUGGAUUGUGCAAGGAUCUCAUGUAGUAUGCAGCUGAGUCUGAAGGUUGAAAACCUCUACUGGACUGAACUUGAUGCAUUGCUAUUGUACAUGUAGUAGGGCAUGAUGAAUUUUAAUUGCAGUAGGAGGAAAUGGAGAAGUGGAAAGCACAAAAUAAUGUUGCACAAGUCACUUGAAUUCUAAGCUGUCAUUAUGUUUUAACAUCUACAUGCUUUUUAAUUUGUUUCAAAUGGAAAUUUGUAUUUGCAGUACAGAAAGAGAAAAGGAAAACAUCUCAAUGCCAAGAAAGCAUAACUUAUGUUGAAUUUGGCAUUUCAUGGGCUGGGAAUUUAUAUCCUUGUAUUGCUGUGGUAAUUCAAACACAUAUUUUGUAUGAAGUGAUAUAAACAAUUGGAUAAAGGCACUCUGCAGAGAGUCUUAUUAUUUUGAACAGGCUGUGUAAAGCUGAGGAAGGUAAAUGGAAGUAUUUUAUUAAAUUUGUCUGACCUUUUGAGCUUUUA
Passer domesticus (house sparrow) is the source of this 3045-nucleotide messenger RNA. RefSeq names its product TUB bipartite transcription factor (gene TUB). The coding region runs from base 451 to 2028 and encodes 525 amino acids. Gene Ontology annotation, cellular component: cilium. Gene Ontology annotation, biological process: protein localization to cilium. Lineage: Eukaryota; Metazoa; Chordata; Aves; Passeriformes; Passeridae. The transcript has 13 exons. The record is from RefSeq and is a predicted model, not a curated record.